This is a messenger RNA of Larimichthys crocea (large yellow croaker), 2753 nucleotides long. RefSeq names its product ALG6 alpha-1,3-glucosyltransferase (gene alg6). Lineage: Eukaryota; Metazoa; Chordata; Actinopteri; Sciaenidae. The transcript has 14 exons. Gene Ontology annotation, biological process: protein N-linked glycosylation; dolichol-linked oligosaccharide biosynthetic process. Gene Ontology annotation, cellular component: endoplasmic reticulum membrane. Bases 117 to 1634 code for a protein of 505 amino acids. The record is from RefSeq and is a predicted model, not a curated record. Gene Ontology annotation, molecular function: dolichyl pyrophosphate Man9GlcNAc2 alpha-1,3-glucosyltransferase activity.
GCAACGAAGGCUUGAUGGGUGACGUAUACAGGAAAUGUAAACAGACUCGGACGCAGUGUCAAUGAGCAGAAUAUUAUUUUUGAUUUCUCAGUUAUUACAUUUGACCCGGAGAAGUUAUGCAGACGUGGAGUCUCGUGUCGGUUUGUGUGCUGCUCGGCGUCGUCGUGAGAUGGGGCGUCUCGUUAAACUCAUAUUCAGGGGCGGAGAAACCUCCCAUGUACGGGGACUAUGAAGCUCAAAGACACUGGCAAGAAGUGACCUACAACCUCCCUGUCCAGGAAUGGUACUUCAACACCACUGAGAAUGACUUGAACUACUGGGGACUUGACUACCCCCCUCUGACUGCCUACCACAGCCUGAUCUGUGCUUACAUAGCCAAGAUAAUAAACCCUGAGUGGGUGGAGCUCCACAAAUCCAGAGGAUAUGAAAGCCCAGCGCACAAGUUAUUCAUGAGAGCUACAGUCCUGGUGGCAGAUUUGUUGAUAUACAUCCCUGCUGUGGUUUUAUACUGUUUGUAUCUGACUGAUGGAUCGUCUAAGAAAAAGGUUUCCACUCUGUUCUGCUUCCUUCUGUACCCAGGGUUAAUCCUCAUUGACUACGGGCAUUUCCAGUACAAUGGAGUGAGUCUGGGUUUCGCCCUGUGGGGGGUUCUGGCUCUCGGUCUGGGCUGGGAUGCGUUUGGCUCCAUGGCCUUUUGCCUGGCUCUCAACUACAAACAGAUGGAACUGUACCACGCUCUACCCUUUUUCUGCUACCUGCUGGGGAAGUGUAUCAAACUGGGCCCGAUGGGGCGAGGGUUUUUCCUGUUGGUGAGAAUUGCUGCAACUGUGUUGGUGACUUUUGCCCUCUGCUGGUUGCCCUUCCUGUCUGACCCCAGUCAAGCCUUGCAGGUGGUCAGGAGGAUCUUUCCCGUGGCUCGUGGUCUGUUUGAGGAUAAAGUGGCCAACACAUGGUGCAGCUUGAACAUCCUGAUAAAGAUCAGAUCCAUUCUGUCCAGUGACUCCCAGAUCUACCUCAGUAUGGCCUGCACUCUCCUGGCAAUCCUACCGUCCUCUGUCAGACUCCUGAUGAAGCCCACAUUCUGGCAGUUUAAACUGGCCUUAGCUAAUUCAUCCCUGGCGUUUUUCCUCUUCUCCUAUCAAGUCCACGAGAAGUCCAUCCUCUUGGCUGCCUUGCCUGUGUGUCUCCUGCUCAGUGACCUCCCCUUGACAGUUAUUUGGUUCCUGCAGGCCUCUACAUUCAGCAUGCUGCCUCUGUUUCUGAAGGACGGUCUGCUGGUGCCCUAUGUCGUGACCUCGCUGGCCUUCCUCUUCUUCAGCAUCUAUCUGCUGUCUGCGCUGGAGCACUGCUCAGAGGAAGAGCUGCGACUGGGAGCCUAUCACAAGCUGCUUUUCUUUCUACCCAAACUGGACCUGGCCUGUAUUGUAAGAUGGAAGUUCUACAUCAGCGUCGCAGCCAUGGCUGGUCUGAGCAUCGUGAGUGUAGCGCUGGUUCCUCCACCACAUCUACCCGACUUGUUUCCUGUGUUGGUGUCUACUACUGGUUUCCUGCACUUCCUGGGAACAUUUAUAUAUUUCAACAUAGUCCAGUUCAGCGGGCCACCCAGCAGGAAGAACCAGAAGAAGAACGACUGAAUGGUGCCAAAGGUAGUGACAUACACAACAGGAGACUAAGAUAAUUUUGCGUCAGAAAAGCAGGUGUCAUGUCUUAAUGUGCAUGAAGGCUGUCCCCAGUGCAAAUAACAACUGUACAGCUACAGCAAUCAACCUAGCAAAAGAAAAGUAAUUGAAAAUCUCUUUAAAGUCCAUUUUUAAGUGAAACAUUUGAUGGUUCCAGCUUCUUCAAUACACGUUUUCUGCUUUUCCUCUACUUGCAUUACAGUAAAAUGAUUAUCUUUCAGUUUAAGACUGUUGCUGAUGAUGAUAUCACCUUGGGUGCUCUCUCUUUUUGAUGCUAAUUUGUCAGUUUGCUUAUUUUAUAGACCGAAUGUUUUUGUAAGAAGAUAAUCAAAUGAAAAUAAAUAAUAAUUAAUCGAUAAUGAAAAUAAUCGUCAGUUGUAGCCCAACACAAAUGCUGAUAAGGCAUAUUAUAUUAAGAGCUGUGACAGGAAAAGGAAGCGAUAUUUCUCCAGUUUGGACCAAACUAAUUCAUGAAAUCAUCCUCUCUGUUACGAAAACUCAUUCCAGCCUUUACUUGUACUUUUUCUUUAACAUGAUGUGACUUCAUGUGAAACAUACCUCUAUUCUCUUCAAUUCUUUUUUGCUUGGACCAAUAACACUUCACUCUUCAAACCUCUCUUGCUGGCUAAUCUCACAAGUACAACGAGGCAAGUGUUGUGCAGCCAACACAUGUGACUUAAGAUGUGUUCUGUGCCUUUAUGCUUAAGCUGCAAGAGGUGGCUACAAUAAAAGGAACACCUGUUGUAAUGUUCAGUUAAUGUACAAAGGCCAUGGAGAGGUGUUGAUUUAAUUUUGUUGUAGCUUUUAAAGCCAUAAUAGGUGAUGGUGUUAGACUUAAUGAAUUUGUUUGGUGUUCCUGUUCCUUAUUUUGUCCACCCUCAGUGUGCCUGUUCUGGGGAUUGUGAUUGAAACAAAUACCUGAUGGGACUGAACUGAGAUCUAGCAGUAAAGGUUUAUCAUUAUGUAUUCAUGUUAACUUUUUUUACAGGUUCCUACUGUAUAUUUUUUACCCAUUGCUGAAGUUAUUUUGUACAAACUUAGUUUUUGUGAAAAUAAAUACAAUUUCUCAAUGAC